Limulus polyphemus (Atlantic horseshoe crab) is the source of this 755-nucleotide messenger RNA. RefSeq lists its product as uncharacterized. Bases 1 to 696 code for a protein of 231 amino acids. The record is from RefSeq and is a predicted model, not a curated record. Gene Ontology annotation, molecular function: chitin binding. The transcript has 3 exons. Gene Ontology annotation, cellular component: extracellular region. NCBI's taxonomy places the organism in Eukaryota, Metazoa, Arthropoda, Merostomata, Xiphosura, Limulidae.
AUGCUAGAACUGAAGAACUGGCAGAGCAGAAAUUACAUUUUGGCUGAUUACGGCGACCCCUCGAGUUUUGCUAUACCUUUUGUGUACGGACAUCACCAAGAAACGAUUCAAACACUUAAUGGCAAAUCAGAAGUGGCUGAUGCAGCGAUUCCCGCGCCCUCUGAACAAGACCCAGAUGGUGAUGGUAUCGUUGGUCAAGCAGGAAGUGAUUACCCUGUGCUGAAUGAAGUUCCAGAUACCGGGUUUUCAUGUAAAGAUCAGCUUCCCGGGUACUACGCAGAUAUAGAUACUGGAUGUCAGGCAUUUCACUUCUGUUACGGAGAAGAGUUUAAAGCCAGUUUUCUGUGCCCAAACGGUUCAGUCUUUAACCAGGAAACCUUCACCUGCAUGUGGUGGUUCAACGUGUCUUGUUCCCAAGCUACAAACUUCUACGAUCUCAAUGCUCAGCUUUAUAUCAUCCCUGAACCUGAUUCUCCGUUGAAGUCGGAGCCCCCUACUUCAUCAUCAAAGUCUCUUUCUCUUCCAGUUCAAUCUGUAGCUAAUCCGGAAGCGAAGAAGCAUGGCGGAACAAGAUACGUGUUAGUUAAAGUUCCUGUUUCAGAAGAUGGUUAUCCUCAUCUUCCUGGAAAUAUUGCAGAACACAUUAAUGGAUUACAGCUGGCGAAAGAUCACCAUGGUGACGGAUAUAGUCGGUAAGCCUCAAUUAGCAAGGUGUGACAACUUCUAGAUUGCUGAAAAGACCCGUGAAAACUAAU